Molecule: messenger RNA, 4202 nt
Organism: Leptopilina boulardi
Lineage: Eukaryota; Metazoa; Arthropoda; Insecta; Hymenoptera; Figitidae
Exons: 2
Coding region: 206-3598 (1130 amino acids)
Source: RefSeq, a predicted model, not a curated record
GUUAUAUAAGAAAUUUUUAAUUGAUAUAUAUUUUCCAUUCUGUUCUUCAAAGUCACACAAUUUCCAAACUGUCCCAAAUAGCUGCAUAUAUUCGACUUUUCUUUAAUGAUAUUUGCUUCAGAAUCGAUACACGUGUUCUGGAUACAUGUCCAUAAUAUCAAAAAUCUUCCACUAUUGAUUGCAAAAAGGAACCAAAUUUUUAAGAAUGAACAACACACUCUACACAAAUCCUCUAGGAACAGUACAGUAUAUACCGAUCUUUAUUUACUUAAAUCUACUCAGUGAUUUCUUGUUUGUUGAAAAAUAUCUGAUGGAAAUUAAUCAAAACAAACAAAUACCAGUUGUUAAUGCACUCUAUGAAUAUUUAGAAGACCAUCAUGAUAAUGAAACAAUGAUUCUUAAAUUAAUAAGAUAUUUGUUAAAAGGCAGCGACUUAUACGGAGAAGAGGAGAAUGAAACUUCUGACCUAAUUUUUGUGAACACAAUGUUUGACUACAUUAUUAAGUCCCUUGUUUUUGACAAAUAUGGAAAUAUUUAUGGUUUUCUAGCUGAUGUUGUACGAAAAGCAAAAACGUUAGAAUUGAGUUUAAUAUACAGUGAAAUAAAGGUAAAUCUUGAGAAAGCAAUAUUUCAAAACGAGUACGGUGGACCAUCAACUCUUUCUUCUUUAUCAGUGAAUAGAAUAUUAACAGAUAUAAUAUUGCCUCUAUUUCCAAGACCAAAAACUGACCUUAAUUUAUUGUCUCCUGAUUAUAUUUAUGCACAAGCAGGAUUACAUUUUCUUCAACCUGGUAGAGUAAAUAAAAUAUAUUACUCAGAUUUAAAAAACUUUCAAUCUAAUAUAUUGGAUCAAGAAAAUUUAUUUGACGAAUACUUGACUAUGGGACUUAUGUUGGAAAAUUUACAUAAUCAUGAAAAUAUAACUUUAGCAUCAUUUAAAGCUUUUGCUCUUCCAGCCUUAUUUGUCCAUGUCACUAAAGAAUCUGAACAAAACGAUGGAAUAAAAAAUACAGUUUUUGACCCACAUUUCUGGACAGCAGCAUAUGAAAAUCUUUUUUUUUAUUUACAUGAAACUUUUGGCAGAAUAAAUGAUAAACUUAACGCUGACACUAUAUAUCAAAUACAUGUUGCGUUCUCAACAUUUUACAAUAGGUCGGCAAUAGCUAAACUAUUAAUAGAAAAUCAUUGCCAAUAUCUUAACAAAGAAGAAGUACAAUCCAAAAUCGCUGACUAUUUUUAUAAUCCCGAAGGUUUUCAAUGUAAUUCUGAUCAUAUAUUACCAAAUUUAAAUGAAGCAUUCAUGUACCAAGUGAAUAAAAUUAUUGAAGCAUAUAAAAUACAUGAUUUGAAAUCAGUGAAACAGUCAUUCGGAAUUUCUUUAUUAAGAUCUCUCAAAUAUGAUAAAGUAAUUAUACAAUUACUUGUUCCGGAUGAUAAAGUAAAAUUAGGUGUAUUUAAUAAUCAUGCGCGAAUACCAUUUGAUUUAUUUGUGUUUUAUUAUCCAGAAAACAAUAAUGCAGACUUUUAUGCAUUAAUACGAGAAAAUUACACGACGACAUUAAUCAAAGAGGCUGAUAAUCCUGAAGAUUUUCAAAACAAAACUGGUAUGAGUGUUCAAUUGUUGCUAAGUCUUAGGUAUCAUCGAUUAAAUUUAAAAACAGUUGACCAAUCUAUGGAUGUAUUUUGGAAUAAAUUUUUAUCUUAUAAAGAACAACGAUUAGAAUCAUAUUUAAAAUUUUCCGACUCACGUUUCGUAUUGGGUGAAUGGUGGAAGGAAUUUGGUUUACCAUUAGUACCGUUCUAUCCAUGCGUAACAAAAUCACAAGAGAAAAAAUUUGGUGAGUAUAAUCUUUGCGAAAUUGAUGAUUUGGAAUUUUUUCAUCAAUUCAAUGAAGAUGUAUCUUCAUUAUUGAUCCAACAAAGUACACAAACCUUACUAACUUCAUUAGGUACUUCUUUAAAGACAAUGAUGAUAAGAAAUUCAAACCAUAAAAUAAUUAAUAAAAUAGUUAAAAUGAAUAUCAAAAGUGUAUUACCAUUCUAUGAAGAAACAUCUAUUAGUGAGGUAUUUAAUAAAAUGUCAUUACACAUAGAAGAACCUGGAUUUCAACUUAUUUCAAUUACUACAAAUUAUCUUGACUUUUUAGGAACAGUAAUUUCUUUGUUACAAACCAAAGUCAAUCAUACAUUUACAUCUCUUAAAAAUAUGCUACGGGAUAUACAUUUUUUAAUUUUUAAUCCUUUACAACUAUUAAAACUGAAAGAUAAUAAUACAAAUUGUUCUUUUUACAUAAAGCGUCGAUACAAUGCAAGGGGUAAUUACGGUUAUGGUUACAAAUAUUUUUAUAUAGCUCCUAAUAGAUUUGUACAAUUCAGAACUAGUUAUGUUGAAAACAAAAGAAUCUUUCUUCUAUUGAAUGAUGAAAAUAAACCAAAUGAUGAUGAAAUAUAUUAUCAGAUUUUGGAUAAUAGUUUUGUAUAUGCAGAAGAAAAAUGUUUAUUUGAAAUUACUAAUCAAUUAGAAAGGAGCGGUGAGAAUAAUUUAUUUUUAAGAAUAUCUACUCAUUCUUUCAAUAUUGAAAAAUGUGACAUUGGUAUAUACAUGCAAUGGUCACUACCUUUAGUUGAUUGUCCAAGACAUGCCCGUCGCAUGGAAAAAAGGUGGAAUCUUGAUGAAGAUGUGGAAUUAGUAUUAAAAAAACAAAUGAAUCUCACAAGAAAUGAGAUUUUGAAAACAAUGGAAAAAUAUACAUUUCCGGAUGAAGGAAGGCUUGAUUUAAAAUUCGUGAAAGAUUAUACAAAUACUACUGACUUAAAAAUACCUGAAUGGUCAGAACACUAUAUAAUAGAAAACCAUGCUCUUCUCUCGAAAUUAAGAUUCGAUUUACACCUCGAGAAUGCUAAUUUGUCACUCACUGAUGGUAUUCUUAAAAUUGAAUCAAUUUACACAUUCCGAGAAAAAUACAAAAUUGAAAAUGGAACAAAUCUAAAAAGUAUAAUUGAACACUACAAUUCUCAAAAUGCACGAUAUGUUACCACAUUUGAAGAUUAUUAUGCAAUUCGAAAUUUUGCACAAUCUGGAUAUACAAGAAUAACAGGAGAUACGAGGGAGGCAAAUUUUAUGAAAUUGGCUUUAUAUAAAUUAGCAAUAAGACAAUCUGACGAUCCAGAUGAUGAAUUUGAAAAAACAUUAUUUAGAAUUGAAUCAAAACCAGUGGAAAUCAUCAACAGAACACUAUCCUCUAGACAAAUAUUUACUUUGCAAAAAUUUACAAUAAAUUAUUUAAAGGAGUCUGCAGCUCUUAAUUCCGCUGCGGUUGCAAUUUCUGGAUAUAAAAAUGUUUUGUACGAAAUGAAAUUUACUAAACCUUACUUUAGAGCAAAAAUAAAACUGUUCUAUCAUUUUGAGGAAGAGAUUGCAAUUCUUUUACCGGGAACUAUGUUUUCGAUUGUUAAUGUCAGUGAAACACAGUUUCGUAAUUUGGGUAAUUUUUUAUGGGUUACACUUAUGUAUAAUCACAAAAGUGAUGAGAAAUUUCGAGGGUACAAAAAUAUUAUGAGAGAAAUUACAGAAAUUACGUCCAUAAAACAUCAAUAAGUUUAUAAAGUAGUUAAUAUCUAGAAAAUUUUAAUUCUAUUGUAAUUUAUUUAACUCUUUCCCACCUAGAAUUAACUGAAUAUUCAGUGAAUGAGAGCUGAAGUUGUUAUUUUCGUUUUGAUGGUCUCUGAUUAUAAGUUUGAGUUUUGUGUUUCUAAUUGCAAAAUAGCGUAUGUAAUAUUGAGGCCAAAAUUUUAAAAAUCGUUUUGAUUUGCUUGAAACUCGUUUCUCUAGGGUUCUUGGAGUCGUAGAUUACAAUGCUGAUUUUAAAUUUGUAAUUAGUAACUUCGAAUCCCAUAAAAUAACGAGGUUCAAGCAAAUCGUAUGAAUUAAAAAAAUUUGUCAACUAUAACCAAUCGGCUUUAAAUUUCAUUCUCUCGCCAUAUUUGACCUGCCAUUUUGAAUUUUGAAAAACUGAUAUCGAAUUCAUAAUCAGCGAUCCCAAACACUCUUGUAUAAUAAAUUUUAAAGGAUUUCAAACUAUUUUUAAAAAUAAAUAAUAUUUAAAAAAUAGUAUGUAUGUCCCAUAUGUGUAAAAUGGUUUAAAAAAAUUAAGAAUUCAAAACAAUUGUAAAAGUUUUCUUAUACAUGUGGUAAAUUUAGA